GAUCACCGCUGGUCAUGAACUCAUUCUUCGUUACGUCCUCAAAAAUUCUACCACUCUUGAAUCGUAUACAGCACCGUCUGUGACAUGUCAAAUCUAGCAUUUAUCUGACGAUGCCAUGACGUAUUUGACAUUACUAGCCCCUAGUGCAAAUAUAAAAGCAGGCGCAAGUGAUAACUUUCCUCAUCGCCUCUUUACCUCCUGUGUUACCAUUAUAAGCAUAAGCAUAAUCUUUUGAUUACAGCCUCAUAAUGCAGUCUUCUAAGAAUACCGGAAACGUUGCAGGUGGUCACAAGGCCGCCGUCCAGAACCCUAACGUCUCCAGUGAGGCCAAGGAACACUCCCAGAACGUACUCGAGGAGAUGGGCUCGAAAGGAGAGCUUCCCGAGCAAACCGGAGGUGACGAAGGAAGGAACCCAGGCAAUAUUGUUGGCGGACACAAGGCAACUUUGAAGAACCCCAACGUAUCAGAGGAGGCGAAGCAGCACUCCAAGAAAGUUCUUGACGACAUGGAUGUUUGAUUAUCUGCAGGAUACUGUACUUUUAGCUUCUGUAGCUUCUGUAAGAAAUGAAAAUAUCAGCUUCUGGAGUGUAG
Messenger RNA from Serpula lacrymans var. lacrymans S7.9, 592 nucleotides. RefSeq lists its product as uncharacterized. Bases 249 to 518 code for a protein of 89 amino acids. The transcript has 4 exons. Gene Ontology annotation, cellular component: cytoplasm. NCBI's taxonomy places the organism in Eukaryota, Fungi, Basidiomycota, Agaricomycetes, Boletales, Serpulaceae. The record is from RefSeq and is a predicted model, not a curated record.